GCAGAAACCGGCCGCACGGCCGCCCAGCGCAGCGCCUGCGGCUCCGCCAUGCCGGUUGAGGGCACGAGGCGAGGACGUCGGUCCUUUGAUAGGCAGUUUUUGGACCCGGAUGUGACUGUUCCUUAGACAACGGACAGCGAGGAGGCCAUCCUUGGUGAGUCGGACGAGGAUUGAGCGCUGGGCCAUGAGAUCAUCAGCAGGCGCCGGGAAGGACAGGUGUUCGGACAGACUCUUCUGAACUAUCAUGGCAGUCAAAUGGACUGGUGGACAUUAUUCUUCUGUUCUCUGCUUGGAUGCAAAUAAAGAAGGGCUGGUGGCUUCAGGAGGAGAGGAAGGUGACAUCAUCAUUUGGAGCCCAGAAGGGAAUCAAGUAGGACAGAUAGAAUUCCAAGGGUUUAAUGAUGUUACCUGUGUCAGAUUUUCUCCUACCUGUCCUAACAAACUGUAUGUAUCACAUGGUGAAAUUAUUAGCAUUCUGGAUGUCAGAUCCUUCACAGGUUCAACUGAGGAUUUCCAUGUGAAUGAAGAGGAAAUCAAUUGUCUUUCAUUGAAUGAAACAGAAAACCUCCUAGCUUCUGCAGAUGACUCUGGAACAAUCAAAAUCUUAGACUUGGUCAACAAACGAGUUAGCCGAUCCCUGAGGAAACAUUCAAACAUCUGUUCUUCUGUUGCUUUUCGGCCUCACAGACCUCAGAGCCUAUUUUCAUGUGGACUAGACAUGCAGGUAAUGCUGUGGAACCUACAGAAAGCUCGGCCACUCUGGAUGGUAAACUUACAGGAACAGGAAGAGGAACAGGAAGAAGGAACAGUCAAGAUAGGAGAACCAGAACAGGCAUCCAGUCAGCUCUCUAAUCCUGCCCUAGCUCACUCUCUCUCUGUGGCAUCUUGUGGGCGUAUUUUUAGUUGUGGUGCUGAAGAUGGUAAAAUCCGAAUUUUUAGAGUGUUGGGGGUCACCUGUGAACAGGAACUAGGAUUUAAGGGCCACACACUGGGGGUUUCACAGGUGCACUUCCUUCCAGAUUCCUAUUUGAUGCUCAGUGGAGGAAAUGAUGGGAAGGUAAAGUUAUGGGAUGUGAGCAGCAAAGUGGAGAGAAAACAGAGGAAUCCUGUAAAAUUCACCUAUAGGAAAAAGCCUAAAACACCAACCUAUCCCAAACCAAAAGAAAAGGAGAAUAUUUUAGAAACGAAUGAACCACCAACAUGUACUGACUUCUUACCAAAGCUGACUCUUGAACAUGGGGAAAAAGUGAACUGGCUCUCAUAUAGCAAGAUGAAAGGGUCUGGAAAGAUACUUGUUGCUGAUCAGAGCAAUUCCAUAUCUGUGUAUCCCCUAAGCGGAUUCUAGAUUAAAUAAAGAAAUCCAUUUCGGGUAGAAGAAUUUGUCAUCAUUGGUUCUUCAAUAUUUUGAAACAUUUCACUCCACCCUCUGCUUCUGACCCCAACUGACCUGAAAGUUCCUCACCUGGGGCUUUGCACUCCUGAUUGAUGAAGACUCUCCAUAUCUAGGCCAGCCCGGACCCAACACACUCGGCUGCCAUUUUCCUGAGGUGCCUGCCCUGCCCCCACCCAUUUCUGGGAACAAUAAUCAAAUAAGCACUACAUACCUGAAGGGAUAUGUCAGUGCCCUCCACUCCCCAUCCCUGUGUAUUUCCAGACCAAAUUUACCCCCUCCUGACCCCCACUCUCUUUUAUGUGUUCUAUUCCCCUAUUAGAAUGUAAGCUCCUUAAGGGCAGAGUCAGUGCUUGACACAUGCAUCCCUUAAUGCUUUUUAUUUAUUAACCAAGCAUAAUGCCUAGGAUGGAGGUACUUUAAUAAACACUUAAUUGAUUAAAGAAUGCAAAAUCCCUUACUCUUCAUUUAAAUAACUGGAGACAUACACUCCACUAUCAAGAUUGUAGGAAAAUUUAAGGAAAAGGAGUGUGUGCCCCGUAUGAGUUCAUGGAAGCAAGUUAAUGAUAUAACUAGGAUUGGGUCCCACAGUUUUUAUGUUACCCAUUUGAAGUUACUUACAAGGUCAUAUGACUUAGACAACAUAGAGACUGUUCAUUAACAGCCAAAAAAAAAAAAAA
Messenger RNA from Phascolarctos cinereus (koala), 2070 nucleotides. RefSeq names its product WD repeat domain 53 (gene WDR53). NCBI's taxonomy places the organism in Eukaryota, Metazoa, Chordata, Mammalia, Diprotodontia, Phascolarctidae. The record is from RefSeq and is a predicted model, not a curated record. Gene Ontology annotation, molecular function: protein binding.